Chrysochloris asiatica (Cape golden mole) is the source of this 2149-nucleotide messenger RNA. RefSeq names its product siah E3 ubiquitin protein ligase 1 (gene SIAH1). Gene Ontology annotation, biological process: multicellular organism development; proteasome-mediated ubiquitin-dependent protein catabolic process. The coding region runs from base 185 to 1033 and encodes 282 amino acids. Gene Ontology annotation, molecular function: ubiquitin protein ligase activity; zinc ion binding; ubiquitin conjugating enzyme binding. NCBI's taxonomy places the organism in Eukaryota, Metazoa, Chordata, Mammalia, Afrosoricida, Chrysochloridae. The record is from RefSeq and is a predicted model, not a curated record. The transcript has 2 exons. Gene Ontology annotation, cellular component: cytoplasm.
GCCAGGGGGUAUCCCGGGCGGCCGUUGUAGGGCGCGCUGUCGAGCAGCGGAGGCGGCGACCCAGUGUGUCCCGUCGGUCUCGGCACGGGGAAGAGGCGGCGGCACUGCCCGCGGUGGCGGGGGUUGGCGACGGAGCGCGUUUGAGCGUGGACUGAGGUCCGAGGCGCGCUCUCCGCCCACAGAAAUGAGCCGUCAGACUGCUACAGCAUUGCCUACUGGUACUUCAAAGUGUACACCAUCCCAGAGGGUGCCUGCCCUGACAGGCACAACCGCCUCCAACAAUGACUUGGCGAGUCUUUUUGAGUGUCCAGUCUGCUUUGACUAUGUAUUACCACCCAUUCUUCAAUGUCAGAGUGGCCAUCUUGUUUGUAGCAACUGUCGUCCAAAGCUUACAUGUUGUCCAACUUGCCGGGGCCCAUUGGGAUCCAUUCGCAACUUGGCUAUGGAGAAAGUGGCCAACUCAGUACUGUUCCCUUGUAAAUAUGCCUCAUCUGGAUGUGAAAUAACUCUGCCACACACAGAAAAAGCAGACCACGAAGAGCUCUGUGAGUUUAGGCCUUAUUCCUGUCCGUGCCCUGGUGCUUCCUGUAAAUGGCAAGGCUCUUUGGAUGCUGUAAUGCCCCAUCUGAUGCAUCAACACAAGUCCAUUACAACCCUACAGGGAGAGGAUAUCGUUUUCCUUGCUACAGACAUUAACCUUCCUGGUGCUGUUGACUGGGUGAUGAUGCAGUCCUGUUUUGGCUUUCACUUCAUGUUGGUUUUGGAGAAACAGGAAAAAUACGAUGGUCACCAGCAGUUUUUCGCAAUUGUACAGCUGAUAGGAACACGCAAGCAAGCUGAAAAUUUUGCUUAUCGACUUGAGCUAAAUGGUCAUAGGCGGCGAUUGACUUGGGAAGCGACUCCUCGAUCUAUUCAUGAGGGAAUUGCAACAGCCAUUAUGAAUAGUGACUGCUUAGUCUUUGACACCAGCAUUGCACAGCUUUUUGCAGAAAAUGGCAAUUUAGGUAUCAAUGUAACUAUUUCCAUGUGUUGAAAUGGCAGUCAAACAUUUUCUGGCCAGUGUUUAAAACUGUUGCAUUCAGUUUCACGGAGAAAAAGGCACCCAUCAGCUUGCCAACCUGAAACUGGUAGGUGGAAGCUAGACACGUGAAGGUAAAUAAAAGGAAAGCUGUUAAUACAGGAAACAGUUGCAUGUAGUAACGCUAAUAUAUUUAAAAAUAAGUCAACAGUAAACCACUGAAAAAAACAAAAAAUAUAUAUAUAUAUAUACUCCCAAAAUGGGCAUCUUUUGUAUUAAGAAAGUUGAUUCUGCAGGAAGCAUUGUAAAAUAAUUCUGAAUUUGUAUUUGUUGUAGAUCGAUUGUACUGUUGAAAAUGGUUUUUUUGUUUUGUUUUGUUUUUGAUGUGUGUGCGUGCAUGUGUGUAUGUUUGGUUUUUUCCCCUCCCUCUUUAACUGACAAGCCAUGUGGAGUGGUCUUGAACCACUGCUUUCCGAGCCCUUUGUGAGUCACUACAUAGUGCUGCUGGGUUGUUUUUGUGUGUGUGUGUUAAUUUUUAUUAAUUCUAGUUUUUCAUUAAAUAAAUUUUACUUUCUUUUCUGUAAUUCAGGUUUUUCCUCACUUUUUUUUGUACCUUUUUAAAGUUAGAGUCUUUUGAUAUGCAUAAUUGUUUAUGGUGAAGUUUAUACAUAUGUAUUUGAUGUUUUUUUCCCCCCAUUCAUCAGUUCAUUAGAAAUAUUUUAAAUACCGCUAUUUUGUGAAAAUGAUAAUUCCAGAAAGGUAACAUUGGAAGAAUUAUCAAAAGCUAUUUAAAGCAGAUAUAAUAUAGUCUUAGUCUCUUUUCCAUUUGAGUCAUACCUUCAAAUUUAUUGUGUGAAAGGUUAGGGAAUAAAUUUUUAUUUUUAUUUUUAUUUUUUUUAAAGUACUGAAUAAAAAAAAAAUCAGGCCUUUUUUUUUUUUCCCUUUGACAAGUAUCUUGGAUAAAUCACAUGUUAAAAAUUUGUUGUAUUUAUUGGUUUUGCAAAAGAAGGCAGUGUCUCACACAGUAUUUGUAAUUAAAAGCAAAUCAUUUGUUUAAAAAAAUAGUUUGCAAAAAAAAAAUGUUUUUGUCUUUUAUAAUUCUCAUUAAAAGAAUAUCUGGCAAAUUAAAAA